Ipomoea nil (Japanese morning glory) is the source of this 986-nucleotide messenger RNA. Its product is annotated as protein NDR1-like. Gene Ontology annotation, biological process: defense response to other organism. The record is from RefSeq and is a predicted model, not a curated record. Bases 94 to 786 code for a protein of 230 amino acids. The transcript has 2 exons. NCBI's taxonomy places the organism in Eukaryota, Viridiplantae, Streptophyta, Magnoliopsida, Solanales, Convolvulaceae.
GUUACUUUAUGCCCCGGUCACCUCAUCCUUUUCACUGCAUGCCUUUUGCAUAUAUACGUACAUCUAUCAUGUUCACCAUCACCGCCCUGAGAAAUGGAUUACAGCACCCAUCUACCGAUUUACAGGGAAGACGCCGGUGCCGACGCUGACAGCGACCGUCAUCUGAAACACCGCCGCUCCGCCCGUCACUACGCGCGGCGGGUGAAAGACAGCCUAACCACGAGGGUGUCGAAGCUCAUCUGCGCCGUCGUCUUGGGGCUUCUCGCCAUUAUCGGCCUCAUAACGUUCAUUCUAUGGCUAAGCCUCCGCCCCCACCGGCCAAGAAUCCGCGUCGAGGAUUUCUCGCUCCCGGCGCUGGGUCAGGGCUCCGGCAUCGAAAACGCCCAGAUUAACUUCAACGUGACCGUGAGGAAUUCCAACCAAGCCAUCGGGGUUUACUACGACGACGCCAUGCGGAUCACGCUGUGGUAUCAGGACCAAAGCAUCGGAAGCAUUUCGCUGCUGAAUCCGUUCUACCAGCCGCCGAAGAACACGACGGUCGUCGCCGGUUCCCUGAGCGGAGCUGCGCUGAGCGUGACGAAUCAACACUGGGAGCAGUUCGUCAACGAUGUAUCGCGGGGUUUGGUGCUUUUCCGGCUGGAAUUAAAGACGACGAUUCGGUUCAAGGUGUCGUCGUGGAACACGAAGCGUCACGGGUUGCAUAGUAAUUGCCCUGUCGGAAUCGGACAAAAUGGCACGAUUGCACCAAAUUACAAAGACAAGAUUUGCUCGGUUUAUUUCAGUUAGAUUACUAACUUUUUCUUAAUCCAAAAUUCCCACAUCCCAACCGUCCAACAAAAUAGUAAAUGAUAAAUCAGGAUGACUUGCUACUUCUAUUGUAUUUGUAUAGAUUAAGGCCGGAUUGUAUAUCUUGGUGUUUUAAGUUUCUGGAUCUAACACGAUUCACUAAUAGAGUUAUUAUAUGUGACAAAUUGGAUAGUUUGAGU